Brienomyrus brachyistius is the source of this 5031-nucleotide messenger RNA. RefSeq names its product cd7 antigen-like (gene cd7al). NCBI's taxonomy places the organism in Eukaryota, Metazoa, Chordata, Actinopteri, Osteoglossiformes, Mormyridae. The coding region runs from base 3190 to 3912 and encodes 240 amino acids. Gene Ontology annotation, cellular component: membrane. The transcript has 5 exons. Gene Ontology annotation, biological process: adaptive immune response. Gene Ontology annotation, molecular function: signaling receptor activity. The record is from RefSeq and is a predicted model, not a curated record.
CAAUGCCAUGGGACUGGCUGAGGCAGUCUCUCAGUGUUGCCCUGUACAGUCUGAGGCAAGUCCGACUUUCCAUCUUUCAUUCCAUUCAUGUCAGGGGCCUUCACAGCCUCCUGGCUGUUGGAUUACAUUGUCCCCAAACUUUUAGCAAGUUUGGUGAAGGCCCUUGUUUUUACUUCUUAGAUCUCCAGUUAGCGCAGUGGUUUGUAGGUUUGUCUGCACACUUCGUCACAAAGAGAUUUGAAGAUUUGAGAUUUGAAAAGAUCUGGAAGCCUGACAGCAUAACAGGUCUGUUUAAAAGCAGGGCAUCUGAGAGAGUAUGAGGAACAUCUUACACUGGUUACUGAUGUGCAUAUGUCUGCAAAUAAAACCUCCACUUGUGGUGAUAAAAUAUGUGGAAACUGAUAGGGAGUGGUUUACAAGUGCAGCACUGCAUCUCAGAACUGUCACACAUCAUUCGCCUAAUUUCAGUGGGCUGAUAGUUUUUCUCUUGAGUCUAGUUGGAGAGGAAUGGCUUCCAGCUUAAUAAGGGAACAUGCUUCCUUAUCUUUUACAAAUACUCUUAUUUGAAGUCCUGUGGUCAUUACUGUUCACACUGUUGUACAUGCAGGCUGCAUAAUUUGAGAUCCCUACAGGUCCGUCUUACACGCUCAACAGAUGAGAUUGUGGUCAGUUGACAUUCACUGCCAGAAGUUCACAAAUGCUAUCAAAGGUUGUCAGGAUGGAUUAUUAAGUUCGACUCUUCCCACUUAUUGUUUGUCUCUGUCGGCCUGUAGCAGGAACUUGCCUGCCCCUUUGCCUUGGCUAUUAACUGAUUUUGAAGGAAUAAAAAAAACCCUGAAACCUGAUGUGUAGCAGGUUGGCUUACUCUGUAAGUACUUACUUUAUGGUACAGUGUUUGUGUGUUGUGCAGAGUUUGUGAUGUCAACAGUUUAUUCCUGUACUACUGUUAAAGGUGUUCUCUUGGAUUUGGAAUUGAAAAUGCAAUAAAAUGCUAUGCAGUGCUUCAUGCAGAUAUGCCUUUCUCUUAUUCCAGGAACCCUUAUGUUAACUGUGGUCAUUUUCCCCCCAAUAGUAAAUGAUUCUGCAUUUAAGAUCUUGUCUGUUGUCAGUCACUGAGAUGGGUGAGAUGCCCUCAACACUCAGGUACAUGAGUGUUUCCCCAUCUGGUCCUCGGGGACCCACAGACAGUCUGUAUUUUUGCUCUCUGCCAGGUGGUCCAUGUUAUUACUCCGUGGACCAUCUUGCAGGGAGCUGGGGGGGGGGGGGGGGGCAAAAACGUGGGACCUGCUGGGGCAUCUUAUUUUGCUGUAAGUUUAAGUCUAUAAAGACUCAAAGCCCUAGGAUGUUUUUUUUUUUUUUUUUUUUUUUUUUUUUUAAAUAAACUACCGUUAUUGUAAUUGUGGGUGUUUGUUGAAUGAUCUGUUAGUAACGAUCUGCCGUAUGGUAAUUAAACUUCACCUGUUAUAUUUGCCAGUGUCCAUUCUCAGCUUUGCCGUUUAUAUUAGUCAGCUGCUUAAAUGGCAACACCAAAAUGCCUCCUUUGUCUUGGGCGAGUCCUUUGCUACGCAUGUCUGUUCCUCUACCUACCGAUCAUUGAUUUGGAUGCCUCUUGUGUUACACAUUUCCCUAUGUUUUUGGCCAUUGUUCACCAUAAUGGUAACCUAAAUGUUUACAGCCUUUAUUUCAUGCUGCAUGUUUUCUAAAAGUGCUGCGUGAGGCCUAAAGUUACUCGCCAGUGCUGUCGACCUCAUACCUGUGUCUGGUGUACGUUUCAGGAAUAAGCGGUGGCCCUACAACACAGGCGCAUGUUAAAAUUUAAAAGUGCAUCUGUAGGUCUUUCAGGCCAUGGUGGCAUGCGUAGCUUUGUAUGCCUCCUGCCAUUUUGGGGAAACUGAAAGCCAGUUGUAGGUUUCCUUGGUUAUGUACUCAACACUCCUAGGGAUGGUUUCCUUGCCUGCUGCACUGACAGUUGUAAAGAAUGAUUUGCAGUAUGGCUGACAAUCAUCCCUUGCAACUGGCUUCAGCCGCCCUUUAACUUCAGGUUUAGACUCCCACUCUUCUGUACUUUUAAUUGUACAGCUUUGAUGAAUCAUGUUGAUUAUCUUGUUGCAGUUGAACUUCCGGUGAAAGAACUAUUGCGGUUGCUGUCUGCGUACAUCAUAAGCAUUAGUGAUGGCCACUAGAUGGUAAUCUUGAUUUACUUUGGGGCAUGCUUUGAGCCUUUUUUUGAACAGAACACCAUCUAGUGGUGUCAGUAAAUAUAGCAAAUGGUUCAUGAAACUUCAUGUCAUCACUAUUAAACAUUAAUCGAAAGCAAUUUCCUGCCUGAGAAUGAGUCUUGUCCAAUCCUACCUUUAACAACGGUUUAUAUGUGAGUCUGUCAUGGUUCGAUAAAGCUAACAUUAGACCAGGGACGUUUCUACCUAUUGAAAAAAAAUCAGGCUAAUUCAAGUUUACCCGGGGCUGUUUUUAUUUAUUUUUUUGACGGAAAACCGGGGUGAAAUACGUGUGUCAAGGCUUAAAGUACUGGAGGCUAUAACCCGGAAUGAUCGGACCUGACGACGCCCAUGCAUUAGACAUUACCGGUUAGCGACAUUCCAUAGGUAUAAUAUGGACAGAUUGUUGACCUAAUAAUACAGAAACUAAUCCUUUUUAGUGUUGCACAAGAAACACACAGCGAAAGUAUUUACUGUCAUUUUAGUGAGGAAAAUGUGUGCAUUACGGUGUAAGUCACUUUUCAAAAGUUGUUGAAAUUUGUUACAUUUUUAAAUAGGUAAAUUUGUUGGUAAUUUUGUUUUUUAGGAAAAAAAAUUGCUAGGGUAGUCAAACUUGCUAAAUCUAUGAACAAAGUUGGUAAGUUGCUGACACUGAUUACUCCCCAAAAGUAGAACUGGGUGGGGGUAACUGUAGAAUAUUUUUAAGCUUUCAUAGAUCCCUCUUGCAACGGUCAUGCAUGCAACUGUUAGAGCAAAGGCUGAUGGGAGCAUUGCUAUGAUUUGUAUGUAGACGCCCAUCCGUCUGAGGUGGUUUACUGACAACUUUCACUUGCUGCAAAAUUUUUUCCCCUGCCUCGCGCUCACGCCAUUCAUAAACGGGUUGACUUAAAGCUCAUCGGAGUGGUCGUGUUUAUUUGUAGUCUGCGAAUCAAUACGAUCGCUGGUUACUAAAAAGCAUCCUUAAUUAUCAGUUAUGAUGGCCCGGGAUUUUACAAUCUGGAUAAUAGUCAUGGCACCACUGCUCACUGCAUCCCAGAACGUACAGUAUCUCAGCAAACACAAAGGCGGAUCUGUAGAUUUAUACUGCGAUUCAGAAGACAAAAGUCAGCCUGCCGCUGGCUUCUACCUGAAGCGCAAGUGCCCAGUGAAGACAGAGGUGCUGUUCAUCUUGGAAGGAGCAAAACCAGUACCUUCGACUUCCUUUAAGGGCCGAACUGAGAUCCAUGGGGAUAUGAGUACACAUCAAAUCAACGUGACGGUCUCAUCUCUGAGCCACAACGACAGCGGUCUGUAUGCCUGCGAGUUUAUCAUCGGUACGGAGUAUAAAGUGAUCAAGGGCCGGACAGACUACCUACUUUUUGUUGAAGCAGACAGUCCCUGCAGCUGUGCCGGCUACUCCUUCCUGCUGUACAUCAUCUCUGGUGCCACGGCCCUGUUCCUCCUCCUCGCCUUCGGCCUUGGUGCUGCUCUCUGUAAUAAGGCAUGCCGACAUAGUAAGGCACCAAAGCCACUUCCCAUUUAUGAAGAUAUGGCAGCCGGUAGGCCGCUGAAAGACAGGAGUGUGCACCAUCACCUAGACCUCCAACAUCUGGAGGAAGUGGAUGCCGUGAUAUAUGACAAACCGUAUGUGAAGCUCUCACAGGAAAACCACUAUGUGAGCCCAAGGACGGUGUCGCAUGUGGCAGAGGACAGCUGACUUUCUCCUUCUCCCCCAGCUUCUCUCAUUCUUAAAAGUCCACAUGGGUACCAAGACGACGAGAUCCUUGAAGCCACACUGGCUUUCAGUGGUUCAGAGACUGGGGAAGUCUUGCCCGUCAUGUGGCCUAGUGGUUAGGAGCCACACCGUUAGUCAGAUGUCCUCCACAGUUGAGACACCCUUAUUGAGAAAUGGACAUCCUCCAUUUCAGCAUGUGGAGAUGCGAGAACAACAUCCGGUUUAAUGUGGUCACCUUGCUGAUGAAAUAGACUCAUGAAUUCAUUUUCAUGCAAGAGAUGCAUCGCUUUUAGUUACUCUUUUGUCUUGCUGAACACCAGAAGCGAUCAUUUCUUCAAAUGCUUCAUAUUGAGUUUUAUUCUGGAAAUUGACAACGUUUCAUGCACAAGCUGUAACAUUUAUUGUGUAUAAUUUUGCUCUCGGACUGCUGUGGGUUCUAUAUUAAGAUGUUGCCGUUGCAGCUUUUCAUGGCUGUUGUUCAGACCCCCCCCCCCCCCCACCCAGCCAUGACUCCGGUUAGGCUGCUGGGUUCAGCAAUGAACCGUAAACAGACUCUGCUGUGGCUAUUUCGACUGAACAAAGUAACAGGAUUAAUCAAAUGUCAGAAGCAAGAUGGAGGCAGAGAGCAAUGGAAACAUUUAACAGCCAAGGGGGGGGAAAAAACAGUGAUUUAUUAAUAGUUCAAAAGAAGCUCCAUAGGGAAGAUUCUUUUUCUCUGAUGCAUGUUUUUAAUCACAUUCUAUGAGGAGUAAAGGGGGGGCAUCAACAUGUCUCAAUACAGACAGUUAUCUAAAUAUUAAGAGGCAAAAAGCACAACUCCAGUCCCACUUCCUUCCCAUAAAGACAAAAGAAAGAACCCUUUUAAAAAAACAUGUCAGGAGCUGUCCCAGUAACCCACAGUGCUGAGCAAAACGAGAGAGACUCGCGUGGUAAUGAGAGUACGCAGCAUGGUAAUGUAACGCAGGAGGAAGGAGAGGGGGUAGGAGUACGAUGUCAUCUUAGGGUGACAGAAAUGUCUUAGCAAUGCUCUUCCCUAAGAGGAACCGUGCAACCUCAGAGAGAGAAGCCACAGAAGCAGGUCCCAACACCCCCCCCCCUCCC